Molecule: messenger RNA, 11575 nt
Organism: Acanthaster planci (crown-of-thorns starfish)
Lineage: Eukaryota; Metazoa; Echinodermata; Asteroidea; Valvatida; Acanthasteridae
Product: pumilio homolog 1-like
Biological process (GO): regulation of mRNA stability; miRNA processing
Cellular component (GO): cytoplasm; cytosol
Molecular function (GO): mRNA 3'-UTR binding
Source: RefSeq, a predicted model, not a curated record
AACGUGAUGUAGAACACAAGAAGUGGGUAUUUGAAAGCGUGUCUUAGGCAAGUACAAAUGCAUACCAUAAAUGCUACGCUUCUGUGGGCCCUGCAAGCCUCUGGGGAUUUUUUUUCAUGGAUAGUGGUACUUCAUGUUCCUCCCAGUCUUACGCCCGAUCACCAGAACCUUUUAUUCCCACAAAGAAAAUAGUCCAGUCAUGCGUAAAUCAAAUUUGCUUGUAAAUAUUUUAAAAUGAUCAGGCAAAUUAAUUUAUCAGUCAUUUAAAUUAGUUAUCAUUAAGUUGUUGACUUGAAUGCUGAAUAACCUUUUCUGCCCUGAAGGCUGAAAGCCGGGGAAGUACUCAUAAUGUGUAGUUAAAGGCUUUCGAAAUGUGAUCUUAUUUUCUCUUUUAUUUUACUCUGAGUUGGCUGAUGUUUAUUUGUCUCAAGACAAAAUUAGGUGAAUAUUCAAUAUCCUUUGAGUGGUGAAAGUAAUUUGAGAUAUGUGUGUACUUGAAACAAUUAUUCCAUAGGUAAAGAUUGCACAGAACUACAUCGUACAUGUACCUACGCUGAACGAACAUUUCUAUGAGGAGAAACAAUCGGACUGAAACUGAAAUGGUCGUAUUUGUUACACUGGAGAGUCAGUUUUGAAUUAAAUUCAUGUUCUGUAGGACAUCAAAACCUUGCACAAAGAAGAGAUUGUAAUGCUAUGGCCCUAUGCACUCAGGUCAUCAGAAAUGCUGUUCACAUAAGCCCACCGAAUCCUUUGUGUGGAGGGAGCCAGACAAUGCCCGGCCCGCUGACUGGAUGUGUACUAGACUUAUGCAGGGCCCGCUGUGAGUGUGUGUCUGUGGGAAAUUCCCAUUCAGGGCAGUCUUGGCGUUGUACUGUGGGUGCAUGCUCAGUGCCAAUGCACUGGUGGUUUUUACACAUGUUCACAGUGCUGCACAGGACCUGAGUUCUCAGAAAAUGCUGAAUUAUAUAUGCUCACAGGCCAUUCUGUACGGUGUAACUCUUUCAGGAGUGGAGUUUGGACUGUCAGGGUUGUCCGAUCAGGUGAUGUUAGUAAGGUGAAUAACAUGUUCCAGUCGCUUCAGAUAGGCAACGAUGGAAGAGAGUUCGAUGUUUCCACCAAGAAAUUCUGGGAUAAUGAUGAAAGCAAGGGGGAUAUGUUCCUGAACCAGUGGCCAGUUCCUGGAAGUCAAACAUGGGGUGUGCCUACAUCAGACCAUGCCGUGUCACAGCCUAUCAUGGUGCAGCGUCGCCUAUCACCAGCCACCUUUCAGGGGCAGGAGAACACUGUUUUGUCCCCACGGUCGGACUCUGGCGGCUUGGGAUUGAGCAUGGCUGAAUAUGUCUUGGCAACGUCGCCACAGGGAAAGGCUGACAUGGAAGGCAAGCUCAACCACCGCUUGAAGACAGGAUUUCCUGGUCCUGGGCCCGCUGGUGAUGCAGAUACGGCAAACAAGAAUGGAACCAAGAAAAGCAAAACGCCUUCUCCGUUUGAAGAAGGCGAAGAGAAGAAAGCGGAGAAUAACGGCAUACCACACAAGGAAGACGAUGGCCCGUACAUGCGCAACCCGGGUAGCCGCAACGCCUCCCCAACCGAGAAUGAAGAUCCCCGCCUGCAGCACGCUCAUCAGAACCCCAGCAUGGCGCCCGACCCCUCCCAUCACCAGCAGCCACCCCAGCAGCAGCAGCAACAGCAGCACAGGACGAUGUACCAACAGCGUAGUCAACAGGCCGCUGCCCACCACGGGUUGACUCAGCAGGAGGUGGCAUACAUUGAGCAGCAACAGCAGCAGCAGCAACAGCAGGUACCUGGCCAGCUUCAGAUUGACACCGGUCAGAUGGACUCGGGCAGUAACAUGAGUGACCAGCUACAGUUUGACUACUCAGCUCAGCAGAUGGUCCCUAGUAUGGACAGUCCUAGUUACGUAGACUACUCCCAGGGGCAGCCUGGAUCUGUACAGAUGUUCCAGCAGCGGCAAGCGACACCGCAGGCGAUCACUGUGCAGCAGUUAACACCACAACAGCAGCAGUAUGCCAUUGCUGCGGCGGCUCAGCAGCAACAACUUGGUCUAGCACAGACUGCGUUUGCUCCCAACCCGUACAUCAUUACCGGGGGUCCCAACGGCCAGGAUCCAUACUCUGUUGCCAUCCCAGGUGGUGCAACGGUCGUGCAGCCUCAGUAUGCUUACGGCGUCGCCCCAUGGAGCGUGUAUCCAGUUGGUAUUAUUCAGCAGCAACAGGGACAGCAGCAGCAAGGUCAGCAGCAACAGCCUCAACAGCAACAGCAGCAGGUACGUGGACAAAAUGGCCGCCCAAUGACUCCACAACAACAACAACAACAACAGCAGCAGCAGCAGCAGCAACAACAGCAACAACCACCACAAGGGGACCAAGCUGGUAACCAGGCUACUAGCAAUCAAGCUGCCGCCAUGGCACAGGCACAAGCGCAGGCCUUGCAAGCUGGAUACCAGGUGCUUGCCCCAGCCUACUAUGACCAAACUGGUGCCCUGAUCAUCAACCCCAGGCCGGGGACAGUCGGUGCCCCUAUGCGGCUUGUACCCCCAGCGCAGGUCAUUGUCAGUGCUCCACAGCAAGCGUCUGUAAUGAACGGCCUGCCAGCCAACGGUUUUCGUCUGAUGGGCAACCAGCAGCAGGGCCAGCAACAGGGCCCGGCGGCGUUGUCCAUGUACGGCAGCAAUGCUAUGGCGUCCAACGCCCCCCAGAACAGCGCCGGCAGCCUGGGCACGUACACUCCCACCAGCUCUGUCUUUAGCAAUGGCAGUAUUGGGGCCGUAGGGUCAUCGGUUGGGGCCAUUGGAACCAGUUUGGGUUCUUCAGGACCGGAUUCUCCCACAGCUCGGCGCGAUUCCCUGACUGGCAGUGACUACAAGCGGCAGGGCCUGUCCAUGAGUCAGUUCUACGGAAGCUCACCCCAGCUGGGACCCAUUGGAAUGCCGUCCGCCGGAGGCUCACUGACCCCACCGCCAUCACAGAGUGGGCUGGGUGGACUUGGCCUCGAUAACCUGUUGACUGCACCGAGUUCCUCGUGGGACCGGACAUUGCAGAAGAGGGACUGGGGCGCCGGUCGGGCCGUCAACCCCGCGGCACCAUUCGGGUCAGAGGUGAAAUUCCGUAGUGGAGCAGCCACCACCUCCAGCGGUUGGUCCAACACCCUCUUCCCGCCUCGCAGCCUCCGCAGCUCAGCCUACAUGGAGAAGAGCGCCCCAGGCCGCAGUCGGCUGCUGGAAGACUUUCGCAACAACCGCUUCCCCAACCUGCAGCUGAGGGACCUGUCGGGCCACAUCGUGGAGUUCUCCCAGGACCAGCACGGAUCCAGGUUCAUUCAGCAGAAACUGGAAAGAGCAACUUCAUCCGAGAGACAAAUGGUGUUCAGUGAGAUCCUUGGAGCAGCCUACAGCCUCAUGACGGACGUCUUCGGUAACUAUGUCAUCCAGAAAUUCUUUGAGUUUGGCACAACUGAACAGAAGCAGGCGUUGGCCCAGCGCAUCCGGGGACACGUCCUGCCACUGGCGCUGCAGAUGUAUGGAUGUCGUGUCAUCCAGAAGGCCUUGGAAUCCAUCCCACCAGAGCUUCAGUUGGAGGUCGUUCAGGAGUUAGACGGCCAUGUCUUGAAGUGCGUCAAGGAUCAGAACGGCAACCAUGUUGUGCAGAAGUGCAUUGAGUGCGUGGACCCGGUGGGUCUGCAGUUCAUCGUCGAGGCCUUCCGGUCUCAGGUCUACUCCCUGUCCACUCACCCCUACGGCUGCCGUGUCAUCCAGCGCAUCCUGGAGCACUGCACAGUGGACCAGACGAAGCCAUUACUGGACGAGCUGCAUGAGCAUACGGAGUCGCUUGUACAGGAUCAGUAUGGAAAUUAUGUAAUACAGCAUGUCUUGGAACAUGGUCGCCCAGAGGAUAAGAGCAAAAUCGUGGCAGAGUUGCGAGGGAAGGUUCUUGCUCUCAGCCAGCACAAAUUUGCCAGCAAUGUGGUUGAGAAGUGCGUGACACAUUCAUCUCGUCCAGAGAGGGCGCUACUGAUAGAUGAGGUCUGCUCCUUCAAUGUCAAUGAUGGUAGUAACAGUGCCUUGUACACCAUGAUGAAGGACCAGUAUGCCAACUACGUCGUCCAGAAGAUGAUCGACGUGGCUGAGCCUAACCAACGCAAGAUCCUGAUGCACAAGAUCCGGCCUCACGUGGGCACACUGAGAAAGUUCACUUACGGCAAGCACAUCCUCGCCAAGUUGGAGAAGUUCUUCAUGAAGAGCAGCAAUGACCUGGGACCCAUUGGAGGGCCCCCUAAUGGGAGCUUGUCUGUUUGAGUGAGUGCCUCCCACACUCAGGUGGCCUGCCUCAGUUUUGUUGAUGGUUGGAGAGUACUCAAAUUACGACCUUCAGGUCUUGGGUAAGUUGAGAAGGUAUGUAGGUAAUUCAGAGGUUGCCUGCUAGGUAAAUGAGUGCAUGUCUUGAUUUUUCCUGACUUUCUUGAAGAGGUCAUUUAUUUCUUGGAGCUAAUACUCUAUUUUACAGGACUUCUGCAAUUUCUGUCAUCAGUAAUUUUUUGUAAUUUGUGGAACACAAUAUUGUUGACAUUUAACUGUCUGAGUGAACGAUGUUUCAGUUGAAAAUGUAAGAAAAAAAAAAGAAAUUAAAAAAAUGGCAAAUGAUUCUAAAAGAUAACAAGUGGCACGCAAUGUUGAAGAAAUCAAGAAAGGUCGAUCUUCUAUAGGUCAGAGAUUGAGGAGGAAAAAAAAUUUCAAAGUGAGUUCAUUGUAUCUUUUUAAUUUUUUUUUUUAUGUUCAAUAUUACUACUUGUAAAAAUGGUUUUUAAUUCCUUUCCUGGUAAGGGAGAGCCCAUUGAGGUUUACAUUUGAUUCAUGGAAAAAAGGUGGAAGGAUCUGAGCAGUUAAAUUUGUUUGCGAUAUCAUUUGUAAGGUGAUGUUUGGUUUUCAGACUUGAAUUUUUAUUUCAUUUUUACUUACAAAUUUCAUAUUUGGCAGUAAUGCUUAGUAACCUGUAAGUAUAUGUAUUACUAAACAGACAAAGUGCCGGCUUUAUUUUUACCGGAUUUACUGUAGUUUGUGUGGAGUGUUUGAAUAUUAAAAAAAGAAAAAGCUCAGAUUUAUCAUUAUGCUUGCUUUGUAAGGAAUCACCCUUGUAGAAACUGUAGACAUAUAGAAUAUGUAUAGUAUAUGCAGUGUUUUGUGUAGAUAGUCAUGGACAUUUAGAGCCAUUUUUGGUGUCAGAAAAGAGCACUGGUAUAUUUUCGGAUGUUAGUCAGUGAAAUUGUAGAGACUGCUUUGUUGGUGGAGUGUGUUUUCAGGAAAAUGAACAACGGACAACAUGUCGUUGAGGAUUUUGUAAAGUGUCAGAACUUCCAUUGCUGGCAAAACAAGUGCUCCCUUCUUUACCGUGGCUCUAGAAAUACGUCCUAUUUCAGUAACUUUGGAACAGUAGGUCUUACGGUGGUGUAUGUAUUGGUAUCAAGCGUUGCAUAUAAUUCACAGUAGUUAUAAACUUUAGAAUAGUAUGCCUGAAGAUUCUAGUUUGGCUUACUUGUAAUUCUUGCUGUCUUUUCAAGCUGUUUUACUAGUCCCAAAAUUCCCUUUCCUUGAAAUGAAUUAUCCGAAAAAUCGGUCUCACAAAGCCAGUGAUUUGAAAAUAUUUAGUUUUGGAAUCAGGUUUUGCAAACAGUUGUCUUCUAUUUGAAUAGAAUUUUUUUGGCAUUUUUUUUUUCCCCCAAGCAUCUUCGCUCUGAACAUCAGGCAAAUUAGCUGUGUUUUUUUCCCAUAUGAAAUAGAUACAAAGCAAGUGGUCUUUAGGUGAAUUCAGUCUUCCAGUAUGUGCCUUGGUAUUAUACAGGACAGUGUAUCACGAAUUUUGCUUUCUGCCGUUUCACCCAAUUCGUCCGCACAGUUUUUGUCAGCAGUUUUUUUCUAAAGGAAAUAGGACCUCAUAACCCUGAACAGAUGAACUUUUAUGUGAUGUCUGAGAUAACAGGACUUAUGUCAGUUCCAUGUGUUAUGCAGUCGGCAGCAGUAAUGUGUCUUCGGAGCUAUUGGUUUGGACAGUAUUACUGAUCUGCUAGUCCCAUGCCUAGAAUAUGGGGGGGGUGUCAGUUGCCUUUAUGGCCACACCUAGGAAACCUUGGUAUGGAACUGAUGGUUAUUGGAUUGUCGGGUGCAAGACGAUGAGGCCACUGUAAAAGGGAUAAAAAUGGUGAACAUCUGAUUGAUUUAUUUUGAUCACUAAAAGAAACAAAAGGUGAAAUUGCAAUGGUUGCUCUUCUUGUUCAAGAGCUUUUUCCAAGACUGAAUCUUCAAAAGAACCAGCCCGAAUCUGAAAGGUUCUGGAUGCAAAAGCCACAAAGAACAGGUGAAUUCAUCUUCCGACGAGAAGGUGAAAGUUCUUGGCUGUUUUUUGAGGUAGAGUUGUCCAGGACAGCUGGAUCUUACGGGCUGCGGUUGUGUUAUAGAGCUGGACAUUAAAGGACGGGAUUGUCACUUGGCACUGUUCAAGCUUCACUUCACACUGAAACUCUGAGUUUGAUGUCGCAUUAAGCUGUUUGGAGCACAUAGAAACGGUGAUUCGAUCAUGAUCCAGAACAAGAAAAACAUGCAGCAGGCUCACUCGUAAUGUUGACCCCUGAAUUUCCCCCCGUACAUUUUUCUUCCACAGUUUUUAGUUUAAAGUGGACAAUUUUUAGGUUUAUUUAGGUUUAUUCACUGUAUUUUAAGUGUACAUUUGUAUGAUUUCUUCCUCGUUUUCUUUUUUGUAAAAAAAAAAAGCCUGACCCUGUUGCUGAUUUAACGUGUACAUCCUUACCUCUGGUUUUUGUAAAAUGCAUUUUUUUUGUUUCUUUUUAGGUUUGGGUGGAAAUGGAAAGAAAUCUUGCACUUAGAUUGUAUAUACUGAGCCUUCUAAAAUCAAAUGGGAAAAAAUAUCGUACUUUUAACCUGGAGGAUGAAUUGUCACAGUGUAUUAGGAAACUAUUGGGGUUACUUGUUCAAAAGAAGCGCAAACUAAGGUGUUUUAAGGCACACAACUACUUGAAGGUAAAAACAUGUCUAAAUUAUGUCAAAAACCAACAGGAAGAUAAGAACACCCACGCCUAUAUAGAAGUAGCAACAAUAAUCAUAUCAGCUUGGGGUUCCAAAAGCAAUUCCAUUUUUUUAAAAAAGAAAUUAGAAAAAUCUUUCACUUCAGAAGUUGUUUCCCUCGUGUUUAACACUGAGCCCUGAACACUGGUGCCAAGUGGAUCAGAGUGUGCUCUUGACUAGGCCGACAGUGGCAAUACCCGACUCUUUCUAGAUUUGCACAUUGCCACACUUAUCACUAAAUUGAAAUUCCCCCCCCCCAGUUUUUUGAGAUCGCUAUCGGUGUGCAAGACAUCUUGAUCUGCAAGACUUGCGUCGCCGUGACUGUGCCAGUAGUUAUCCCUUAAUGUCCCGGUUCCGGACCAUGUUUCAAUGUGUAUCUGUCCCAACAGAGAAUCAGGUGUUUAACUUUGUUAAAAUGGAAACCUUGUAUGUUGUUGUGUACUGUCCAUAAGCAGCAAGGCAUAACUGGUUCCAUUGGUGCUAAACAUUUGUUUAUAUAUUUAAAAAAAAAAAACUGGUUUUCCAGGUGACUAGCAAUCCACGCUUUCUGUGGGUACCUCUGUACAUUAUGUCGGCCAUUUUUUUGCAUUGGUUCGACCCUGUAAAUUACUGUACCAAAUGAAAGACGUCGGUGACCUAAGGACAGCAGUAUGUAGACCUGCCUAACGUCCUUGGCGUAUUGCUGGAGGUCCUAAGCAUGAUUUUAUCCUGAUCCUGUCGAGGUCAAAUUCUUAUCAUCCUUCCUACUAGCCGGUGUAUCAUAACCUUAUUCCAAGUCAUGCAUCUGUGUACUAGUGUAGAAUGGGGAACUCACGUUUCCUAACAAUUCUGCCAGGUUUUUUUUUUUCUUGCUAUGAAAGACUAUUUGACGGAGUUUUUGAGGAAAGUUUGAACCCAUCAGGCCCCAGUUUAAUAUUGUAAUUGCUGUGCUAGCCUUAAUGUGGAGAUAACCUUAAAUUGACAAGGGGGACUCAUUUACCUGAAUCCACAUUGUAAUCAUAAAGUGUUGGCUUCUGCUUCCGAAGUAUGCACCUCUAAUUACACGUCAGAGAGUAAAGACAUGCUGUCGAUACAUGAACCCCCCCCAUUUUUUUUUUAAAGUAAAAGAAACUCAAACCGAUCUUGAGAAACUGAUGAAUUUUCAUCACCACUGGCCUUUCUGUGAUGCUUUGAGUGAAAGGCAGUUUGUUGUGUACAGAAGACUACGUGGCCAAUUGGCCAAACCACAAAAGUGUGCAAAAAGUUGAAUGUUCGUUUGAACUUCUGAGAGCGAACGCCCGCAAUCACAGAUAUUUUUCAUGGGUCAAAUGAUAGAUAUAAUAGUUGCUUUCCAAGUGAAAUGUGUACAGUACCAUACCAGGUGUGAGUGAAUAUGCACCAGCAAAUGUACAAAAUGUUCCAUAGAUUUUGAACAAUUUUUUUGAAUGACAAUACCAGAAAAUACAUGUACAGUUUUUGCUGAGUAAGUGUAGUUUUUUGCCAACUGAAUUAGAUGUGACAUGCCAGUCAUUUUGGCACUGCAAUGAUUUUGAUACAACACAGAAAAGGUGUUAUUUUUGUUUCCAAUGUGCUGCCCUUGUAAGGAAAUUGUGAAUACCAAUUUUGCCAUUUUUAUCAUGGUUUUGGAUUAGUGCUUUAGAUUGUAUUAUAAUUCCACAUUGACAAGUCAGCGGCAUUUCAAAGGGCUUGGUGUAUAUUGAAUAUUUUCAUGCAAAAAUUUACUAUGGGGAAUUUUUUUAAUCCCGAAAUGUUGAUAUUUUGUCAGUCUUUAUUGCUUCUUUAUAUCGGUGUAUCUCUCUGUUGAUCUUUCUGUCAGUUGCCUGUUAAUUUUUGGGUUGUCAAGAGAUUUCGUUAUAAAUAUCUUAUAAAAUGAGGAUUAAUUUUAUUUGUGCAUACUAAGGUACCCUCAAGAAUCCACUGGUUUGUAAUAUGUUUCCUCCAGUAAGCAUGUAUACAUUGUAGAUUUAUUAUUGAUACUGUAAUUGCAAAUAGUGAAACAAUCCUGAACAUUUUUCUGCUACUGACCUGUAUAAAAAAAACGUGAUGUACAAAAGAAAGAUGUAAAUUCCCGAGUAAAGUAUAAAACAAAUAAUGUAAAAAGACUUCCUGCUGGAAAUACAGGUUAUUGAUACAAUGUUAAUAGAACUAGAAUGAGGUCAUUCCGCCAUUAAAUAACUAUGAUUUUUGGUGCAGAAGUGUUCAGUUUUACCAGUUUUUUUUCUCUCUCUCUCUCUUUUCCUGGGAGGGAUAGAUCAUUGUAAGUUGCCAUUUCGACUAUGCAAUGCGUGUACUGCUGAUACAGGAUGUAACUUUUAUGUCACACGUGGAGAUGUGAACUACUGUUUGUAAUUGUCAGAUUCAAAAAAAUCUUAUAGCCAUCCUUUGUUUUCCAUGUCAGUGAUUUACGGACCCCAGAAUGUAGACAAGUUGUUCAGUUUGGUCAAGUAGCAUUUCUGUUCUAUCCAGUCUGUCAAGUGAUGUUGAAUUCCAAUUCAUGUUAAAAUGAAGAAACUCCAGAGACCAAAAUGCACAACACGUUUCUCGCGUUUCACAUGGAACAAAUGAACAAAAAAGGCAUUGUUUAUAUUGUAAUGAGCAUUAGUUUCUCCCUUUGAGCACCUACAAUUUAACGGGACAUUUAAUGGUGGUGUGACCUCCUUACCCUUUCUGUAUCAAAGAGACAUUGUAAAUUUGUAGUUUUAUUCUUUCUCGUAAUUUUUUGCAGAAACUUGAGUUGCAACAUGUUUAUAGGGUCAUCCCCAUUUUUCUACAGAAACAGCAACAUUGUAUAAUAAGUCCCAGCCCGGAGGGAUGCAUUCUGUCUGAAUGCAUACCCGGGCAGUCCGUCAUCUUUCACUAGUUGGAUUCCCUUUACAAGAAAAAAAAAUAUUUUGCGGCUGUUUAAGACAGGAUUUUAUCCAAAUAAGUGUCCAGUUGGUGGAAUCCUUCUUGUUGGGCCUUUCACUAAAAAGAAACAAAUUACAUUUCUCGAAAUACUUCAAAAUAGUGCCUUGAGCUAUAAAAAUAAUUCUUUGUAAUAACAAUACAGUUGAGUUGCAUUUGUAAUCCUCUGCAUUGUACAUGGUGUAAGAAAUUUAAAAAAAGAAUAAAAUCAUAGCGCAUUUUUGGCGGAAUUUUUGGUAAACGACAUUUCUUUUUCUUUUCCUUUGAAUGAUCACUUUUUCUAACAGUGUAACCAGAUUUAUAGUUGCUUGUGCGGUAGAAUAAGUCCUUUGUAUGUCAUAUGAAAACAACCGACCUGAGUGUUAGUGGCAUGCCCUGUAUGAGCAAGGCUGCCUAGUCUUUCUUUUUUUUUUGAAGGUUUUUGGUUUUCACUACAGAGUGACACUAAAUGUCCAAUGAUUUCUGGCAGCGUUUGUGGAAUGUCUCUAAGGUCAUUGCACGUUCAAUUACGAGGUGCCCCGGCAGGUGGCCAGUCAGUUUACUCCUUGUCUAUACCAGUGAUCUAUCUCUCGCCCUCAGAGAUGGUCUACUUCCUUUUCUUGUCUUCUGCCGACCACGGUUACUCCCUUGCUCAACGCAAAUUAUGCACAGAGUUACAUAUAUUACAAUGUUGCAAAUCAAAAUGAAAAUACUACUUUGUAAUAUCCUGUAUCUAUGUCGUUCACUGGACCUGCACAUUUUUGAAGACAACCAACCUCAUUUUCGUAUAGAAAUCAUUGGUGUACAGUGAUGUAUUAUCGCGUUGAAACCAAGUAAAAAUACAUGAAAUAGACGUUUGUAAUCAAAGUAUGAACAUAGUAUAUGAAUAACGGUAAAUAAAUUGUAAAUGCUUACUCCAUCCCAAGGUAUUAUAAAUAGGCCAAUGUGCCAAAAUUUGUUAAAUAACCAUUUUGUCUGUGUAUACAUGUGCCGUAAAUGCGAUAAUUUAUUUCAUGUUUGAUAAAUUUCUUUUCUUCGGCUUUUUGUUUUUCUUUUGGGAGAUAAAUGAUUCAACAUGGCUGUUGUAGAUUUGUAUAAUUAAUGUAAUAUUUUCGUUUCGCCGUGCGGCAAGGUGUUUUCGCUUGUACUUUACAGUUUUAUUUUAGUUUCACAUUGCAGAGCAGAGUUAAGCCACUCUUAGAGAUUAUGGAACCUUUUAUCCUGUUCAUUUUUAUAGUGAUUUUCAGUAUUGUAUUCAAAUGCAACCUAUGUUGACGUGAUGCCAAGGCCAGAACAGUAUGAAAGGACAGUGAUUGGUCGUUCGUUGUAAACCUCGUGAUGUCAUCACGAGACGUUUAUAGUCAGAAACUUAGUGUGCAAAGGACGUGUGUAUGCUGCGCAGCCCGUCCAUUGAGCAGAGGCGUUUGUAAAGAGUUUAGAAAAGUUGUAUUAAAAAGCUGAUAAAGUCGUAAUUGCCUAGCUAUGCGCAUUUUCGAUGUACUUCUAGAACCGCUUCAGUGUUUAACAAGCAAGAAAACUCCCAUCCGUGAUAGGUUUUACUUAUUUACUCGAAUAAAUUUCCCGCUUUUGCAAAUGUGA